Jatropha curcas is the source of this 1574-nucleotide messenger RNA. Its product is annotated as RNA-binding (RRM/RBD/RNP motifs) family protein. Gene Ontology annotation, biological process: mitochondrial mRNA modification; cytidine to uridine editing. The record is from RefSeq and is a predicted model, not a curated record. NCBI's taxonomy places the organism in Eukaryota, Viridiplantae, Streptophyta, Magnoliopsida, Malpighiales, Euphorbiaceae. Gene Ontology annotation, molecular function: RNA binding. Gene Ontology annotation, cellular component: mitochondrion.
UCAAAAAAAUAUCUCAGAGAUAGAAACGCAGUUUAUCAAUGCUUAGACCGCUGAGAGCUGAACAUUCUCUGUAAUGAUACUUCAUAAGGCAGCCAUGGAGACACUUUCGUCAUCAUUCUCCACCACUUUCGCCUCCUCCAUAUCCAACAAACUUCAAAUUCAAACUUCCACUUCGUAUAUCAAAAUUCCUAGUCCAAUAAACAACAACCACAAGCAUACAAAACUCUCAUUAUCCUCUUCUCAAUCUUCUAUAUUUUCUUCAUUAACCAGGAUAAAAGCAGCGCCCACGACUGCUACCCCUUUCAUUUCCCCUUCUGCUUCUACUUCUAUUAAAUCUGAGAACCGCCAUUGGAUGGUACUUAUGGAGAGUCCGCCACCAGGGGUCGAUUCUAAGCCAGAAAUCGUUGACUACUAUGUCAAGACGCUAACAAGAGUUUUGGGCAGUGAAAAGGAUGCUCAAAUGUGUAUAUAUGAUGUUUCUUGUGAUACCCACUUCGGUUUUUGUUGUGAUAUCGAUGAGGAAGCCUCUCAUCUUCUUUCCAGUUUGCCUGGGGUUUUAUCAGUUAGGCCUGACCCAGAUUAUAAUUCUGAGGAAAAGGACUAUAGUUCAAGUAAUCAAUUGAGUAAUAUAUCAAAUUCACAAAUUGGAAGUACAAUGUUGUUUCCUGCUGGGAAUACCAAACACUGGCUAGUUAGAAUGGAUAAGCCUGGAGUUGGAGUUGUUACAAAGGCACAAAUGGUUGAUUAUUAUGCUGGAAUACUGACCAAGGUUAUGGGGAAUGAAAAGGAUGCACAAAUGUGUAUAUAUCAUGUUUCUUGGCGAUCAAAUUUUGGGUUCUGUUGUGAACUUGAUGAGGAAUGUGCACGAGAACUAGCUAGUGUACCUGGUGUUUUAUCUGUUCAUCUAGAUAAGAAUUUUGCGUCACAAAAUAAGAAUUAUGGAGGUGAUAAUGUUGAAAAUUCUGUAGUUCAGUUGGAUUCUUCAGAUAAAAGUCAAAUAACUCCUGUGAAGACAAAGAAACUUUUUGUGACUGGUUUGUCAUUCUAUACUUCUGAAAAGACCUUGCGAGCAGCAUUUGAAGGCUUUGGUGAGCUUGUUGAAGUUAAAAUAAUAAUGGAUAAAAUCUCUAAAAGGUCGAAGGGUUAUGCAUUUAUAGAGUACACCACAGAGGAGGCUGCAAGUGCAGCACUCAAAGAGAUGAAUGGAAAAAUUAUUAAUGGAUGGAUGAUAGUGGUUGAUGUUGCCAAGAGCAACCCUCCAAAAUACAGCAAGGGUCGUCCGAGACCAGUAGCCUGAGAAUGAGAGAGCUGACUGCUGGGAUGGUGGAUUAUUCUUUAAACAAGUUAGCCGAAAUUUCCCACAUUAGGAUUCUUACUUUGUAAAAGGUUUACUCAUUUUUAUGAGCUUCUCAUUACAGUGUAGGCAUAAUUCAUCAUGUAAAUUGUGUUACUUUUGCUCUAUUACCAUUUUUGAAAUUUGAAUAGUAGAAGUUAAAGCUUACUGUUUCUCACUGUGCAGAAAAGAAGCAUAUGGUUCGUUAAUUGAAAGCAUGACCUUUGUGCAUUAUUCUCUA